Messenger RNA from Sinocyclocheilus grahami, 2625 nucleotides. RefSeq names its product multiple epidermal growth factor-like domains protein 10. NCBI's taxonomy places the organism in Eukaryota, Metazoa, Chordata, Actinopteri, Cypriniformes, Cyprinidae. Gene Ontology annotation, cellular component: membrane. The coding region runs from base 78 to 2315 and encodes 745 amino acids. The record is from RefSeq and is a predicted model, not a curated record. The transcript is spliced from 16 exons.
UGCUGCAGUGUGGGGCUGUGUUUAGUGACAGCAGCAGCUGCAGUUAAUGGCUGUGUGUCUCUCUCAGCUGUCACCCCAUGUCGGGCGAGUGUUUGUGCGGCCCGGGCUGGUCGGGUUUGUACUGUAACGAGACGUGUGCUCCUGGUUUAUAUGGCGAGGCAUGUCAGCAGAUCUGCCGCUGUCAGAACGGAGCCGACUGCCACAGCGUGAGCGGGGAGUGUGUCUGUGCGCCCGGAUUCAAGGGCUCAGAUUGCUCCGCUCCCUGUCCCUCUGGCAGCUACGGCAUCAACUGCAGCUCAGUGUGCUCCUGUAAGAACGCAGCUGCUUGCUCACCCAUUGACGGAUCCUGCUCCUGUCAAGCAGGGUGGCACGGGGUGGACUGCUCCAUUAACUGCCCCAGCGGCUGGUGGGGUCUGGGCUGUAACCUGACAUGUGUGUGUGGGAACGGAGGCGCCUGCAGCGCUCUGGACGGGAGGUGCUCCUGUACCCCGGGCUGGAGAGGAGACCGCUGCGAUCAACACUGUCAGGAUGGGACGUAUGGACUGGACUGUCGCGAGCGUUGUGACUGCAGUCAUGCAGACGGAUGUCACCCCUCCACUGGACACUGCCGCUGUCUAGCCGGAUGGACAGGCAUUCACUGUGACAGUGUGUGCGCUGAGGGCCGCUGGGGGCCCAACUGCUCUCUGUCCUGUAACUGUAAAAAUGGAGCGUCGUGUUCGCCGGACGAGGGUGAGUGCGAGUGUGCGCCUGGAUUCAGAGGAGCCACCUGCCAGCGCAUCUGUUCUCCGGGUUUCUUUGGCCACCGCUGUAGCCAGGCCUGUCCGCACUGCGUCCACAGCAAUGGCCCCUGUCACCACGUGACUGGCCAGUGUGACUGUCUGGCCGGGUUCAAAGGGGCGCUCUGCAACGAAGUGUGUCCCAGUGGCAGGUUCGGUAAGAACUGCGCGUGGAGCUGCACCUGCACUAAUAACGGCACAUGUAACCCCAUCGACGGCUCGUGUCAGUGUUACCCCGGCUGGAUCGGCAGUGACUGCUCACAGCCGUGUCCCCCGGGUCAGUGGGGUCCCAACUGCAUCCACACCUGUAACUGUCACAACGGGGCAUUCUGCAGCGCGUAUGACGGCGAGUGUAAGUGUACAGCCGGCUGGACGGGGCUAUACUGCACACAGCGCUGUCCGCUGGGCUUCUACGGCAAGGACUGCGCUCAGGCGUGUCAGUGUGAGAACGGCGCAGACUGCAAUCACAUCUCCGGUCAGUGCACCUGCCGCACUGGCUUCAUGGGACGCCACUGUGAACAGAAAUGUCCUGCAGGUACGUACGGAUACGGCUGUCGGCAGGUGUGCGAAUGUCUCAAUAACGCCACCUGUGAUCACAUGACUGGCACCUGCUACUGUAACCCCGGCUGGAAAGGCAUACGCUGUGACCAGGCCGGCGUGAUCAUCGUAGGGAAUCUCAACAGCUUGACGAGCGCCGCUGUGCCUGUGGACUCGUAUCAGAUCAGUGCGAUCGCAGGAAUCAUCGUUCUGGUGCUCCUCGUGCUCAUCCUCCUCCUCCUCUUCAUCAUUUACCGCAAGAAACAGAAAGGCAAAGAAUCCACGUUGCCUGCGGUCACGUACACACCUACCAUGAGGGCCAACACCGAUUACGCCAUCGCAGAGUCGCUCCCGCAGACUGACGUCCUUCCCAACAGUAACUAUUUCUCCAACCCCAGCUACCACACACUGACCCAGUGCAGCAGCCCUCCUGACGCCAACAACCUGCCCUAUGGAGAGCCGAAGAACAACCAGUUGUUUGUGAACCUGAAGAACGCUGAUCCGAGGAAAUGUCUUUCCCUGCUGGAUCACACAGGAACUCUACCGGCCGACUGGAAACAAGGAGGAUCCUUCAAUGAGCUCGGAGCUUAUGGAGUUGACGGGCGUUACAUGGGAAAGUCACUGCGAGAUCUGGUGAAGAGCAUGCCCUAUCACGCCAGCUCCAGCUCUCUAAACAGCUCAGAGAACCCAUACGCCACCAUCAAAGACCCUCCUCUGCUGCUGACCAAGAGCUCGGAGUGCGGCUAUGUGGAGAUGAAGUCUCCCGCUCACAGAGACGCGCCAUACGCUGAGAUACACGCCUCCAGCCCUGCCAACAAAAACGUCUAUGAAGUUGAGCCGACCAUCAGUUCUGUCCACACACUCUCUAACAACAACUGCAACGGGCCAUUUUGUCAAGAUCCAUACGACCUACCAAAGAACAGCCACAUCCCGUGUCAUUACGACCUGCUUCCCACGAGAGACAGCAGCCCCUCGCCCCUCGAGGACACAGACAGCAAAUAAACCCGAGACUUCACUGACGCACCGCAAACCUCUGCACUUCCACAGCACUCUGUUAACACUUCCAUAGCUGUCUGUGUUGACAUUCAUCCUUAUUAAAGUUCUUAAUUACUUCUGGCUUACAGGAUUCAAUAGUUCUUGUCAAGUCUGACCCAGAGUAAUGUGGAGUGUUUUGGUGGAGGUGCAAACAUUCGUAAUCUUCACAAACAAAUCAUUCCAUUAAUUAAGAGCAACAUUGCACACAAAUACAGGACAAUCCUUAAAGGGAUAGUUCACCCAAAAAUUUAAAUUAGCCCAUGAUUCACUCACCCUC